UCAAACUACACUUUAAUUAUAGUUACAGCACAAAGCACAAACACUAAUCAUUUACUACACUAGUAAAACCCUUUCGGCCUUUUCUUCUUCUUAACAAGUGAAACCUCUGCAAUUAGACAAUUAGAAGUAGAAGAAUUAGAGAAGAUGAAGAUUCAAUUACUUGUAGUUUCCUUCUUAUUCUUCUUCUUCAUCAUCAUCUCUCAUGACUGCGCUGAAUCUCGUAUGCCUCAUCUAUUGGCUAACGGUCUCGCCAGCGCCAACAGCAAAAAUUACUUGACUCAAAAAGCAAUUUGGUUUAACCAGACACUCGAUCACUUUUCCCCAAUUAAUCAUAUUAGGUUUCAGCAGCGUUAUUAUGAGUUUCUUGACUACUUUAGAGCUCCUGAUGGACCAAUUUUUCUGCAAAUAUGCGGUGAAGCUUCGUGCAACGGAAUUACUAAUGAUUAUCUCGGUGUAUUGGCAAAGAAGUUUGGUGCUGCUAUAGUGACUCUUGAGCAUCGUUAUUAUGGGAAGAGUUCUCCUUUUAACACACUGUCAACAGAAAAUUUGAAAUAUCUCUCCUCAAAGCAGGCUCUUUUUGAUUUGGCCGCUUUUCGUGAGUUUUAUCAGGAAUCCUUAAAUAAGAAAUUAAAUCGAUCAAAAAAUGAUAAUCCUUGGAUUGUUUUUGGUGUCUCUUUCGCUGGAGCUCUUAGUGCUUGGUUUCGGCUGAAAUUCCCACACUUAACAUGUGGGAGCCUAGCGAGUUCUGCAGUUGUUCAAGCUGUUUACAACUUCACCGACUUCGAUAAACAGAUCGGAGAGUCUGCUGGUCCUGAUUGUAAAUCAUCGUUACAAGAAACUACGAAACUUGUUGAAGAAAAACUAGCAUCAGAUAAAACAGCAGUGAAAACUUUUUUUGGUGCAGCUCAGCUAAAAAACGAUGGUGAUUUUCUGUACUUUCUGGCAGAUGCUGCAGUUACAGCGUUUCAAUAUGGAAACCCAGAUAUACUAUGCACCCCUAUGGUUGAAGCAAAAAAAAACGGAAAGAAUUUGUUGGAAACAUAUGCCAGCUAUGUGAAAGAUUAUUAUCUUGGUACCUUAGGUGUUGGGGUUCAAACAUAUGAUCAACAAUACUUAAAAAGGACUGCUCUAAGUGAAAAUAGUGGCGAUAGAUUAUGGUGGUUCCAAGUUUGUACCGAGGUUGCUUAUUUCCAGGUUGCACCCCUAAAUGAUAGCAUCCGCUCAUCAAAAGUUAAUACAAGAUAUCACUUGGACCUCUGCAGAAAUGUAUUUGGAGAAGGCAUUUACCCUGAUGUUGAUGCGACAAAUAUAUACUAUGGAGGCACAAAACUUGCUGGUUCGAAGAUUGUCUUCACAAAUGGCUCACAGGACCCCUGGCGCCAUGCAUCCAAGCAGACCUCAUCUCCUGAUAUGCCAUCCUAUGUCAUUUCUUGUCACAAUUGCGGUCAUGGGACAGACCUGAGAGGGUGUCCCCAAUCUCCAUUAAGGCUUGAAGGUGAUGCCACGAAUUGCAGCUCCCCGGAUGCAGUGCAGAAAGUGAGGCAGCAGGUUAUUGAACGCAUAGACUUAUGGCUCUCUGAAUGUCAAGAUGGUGGUAGGAGUUAUAUCUGAAUAAUAUAUAAUAGAGAGGAAUGGGAAAGUUUUCAGUUAUUCUAAAUUUCUAAUCUCAGAAUGCACUUUUCGAACAGAUAAGUAACCGCCCAACUCUGUGGGACAUGCUUCUAUGGUCCAUCAUCUAGUGCUCAGUCGAGUUGAAUGUGUAAUUGUUCUCACAUUUUUUUGUAUUUCCGGUUUACAAAACAAUCAAAUAUAGUGGAACAUAACAAUGCCAUUAUCAAAAUGAUGUAAACUUUCAGUGUACCUUAUAUCUGUGCAUACCAUAUGUAUUUCAUAUUCAUCCUGUGUUAUGAUAGUAGCCGUGUGUUCUUAUUCA
Molecule: messenger RNA, 1933 nt
Organism: Papaver somniferum (opium poppy)
Lineage: Eukaryota; Viridiplantae; Streptophyta; Magnoliopsida; Ranunculales; Papaveraceae
Product: probable serine protease EDA2
Exons: 12
Coding region: 145-1611 (488 amino acids)
Biological process (GO): proteolysis
Cellular component (GO): vacuole
Molecular function (GO): dipeptidyl-peptidase activity; serine-type exopeptidase activity
Source: RefSeq, a predicted model, not a curated record